Messenger RNA from Hippoglossus stenolepis (Pacific halibut), 1671 nucleotides. Its product is annotated as gap junction beta-4 protein. The transcript has 2 exons. Gene Ontology annotation, biological process: cell communication. Gene Ontology annotation, cellular component: connexin complex. Bases 250 to 1041 code for a protein of 263 amino acids. The record is from RefSeq and is a predicted model, not a curated record. NCBI's taxonomy places the organism in Eukaryota, Metazoa, Chordata, Actinopteri, Pleuronectiformes, Pleuronectidae.
CAGCCGCACCUGAGCAGGGGAGACGACACAGCAGCAGAACAGCUCCACCCACCGCCUCGCUCACUCACCCACUCCCUCUCCGCCGUCCUGUGGAGCAAUCUGCUGGAUGUCUGAGCGCAGAGCUUCAUCCUGAUCCUGUUCCUCCGCUUCGACACUGAACCGCGACCAGAAGUUAAACUGCUGGUACAUUUCUAAACUGUCUCCUGUCUUCCAUCAGGAAGAGAGGACAGCCUGUGAUCAGACCUCGUCAUGAACUGGGCAUUCCUCCAGGGCCUCCUCAGUGGAGUGAACAAGUACUCCACCGCCUUCGGUCGAGUCUGGCUCUCCAUCGUCUUCCUUUUCCGGGUCAUGGUGUUCGUGGUGGCGGCGGAGAAGGUGUGGGGUGACGAGCAGAAGGACUUCAAGUGCAACACGGUCCAGCCCGGCUGCCACAACGUCUGCUACGACCACUUCUUCCCCGUCUCCCACGUCAGGCUGUGGGCUCUGCAGCUCAUCUUCGUCACCUGCCCCUCGCUGCUGGUGGUGAUGCACGUCGCCUACAGGGAGGACAGGGAACGCAAGAACCAAGUCAGGUACGGUGACAACUGCCGACGCCUCUACUUGAACACCGGCAAGAAGCGUGGUGGCCUGUGGUGGACCUACGUCCUCACUUUAGUCUUCAAAAUAGGCGUGGACGCCACCUUCACCUACCUCGUCUAUCACAUCUACGAGGGCUACGACUUCCCAUUGCUCAUCAAGUGCGAGCAGAAGCCGUGUCCCAACAAGGUGGACUGCUUCAUCUCCCGGCCCACCGAGAAGAAGAUCUUCACCCUCUUCAUGGUGGUCAGCAGCCUGGUCUGCAUCCUGCUCUCCAUUAUUGAAAUCGUCUACCUGAUUGGCAAACGCUUACGUGAAUGUCUCAGCACGCUCCAUCACUCUCGCCAUAUCGUGACCGACAGGAUGUCCAGUGGAAGCACCUUGAUGGAGGCGAACACUCUAAAAUUGGGAGGUGAAAAGACCCCAGAAACCCCUGCACCCUCAUACAAAGUCGCCAUAUCUUGAGAUACUGAUGAAAGACUUGUAGAAAAAACAAACAAGCAGAGACACAAGAAAGGAAAGUUGCUUGUCCUCGCUCCACAGGCGCUUCCUUAAAAGACUUGGCAGCUGACGUUUGUCUGCUCACAGAGUGAACUACGAUGGAGUUAGUUCCUGACUGUUCCUGGGUCCAGAGUCAGAGGAGACCACAAGACCAAUGUGUCACUGAUCCGGAAUGUGAUCUCUGCUGUUUGAUUUGAUUUGAUUAGAUUUUUUAAACACAUUCAAACUCUACACUACAGUCCCUAAAAAGAAAAAAAAACCAAUUUGUUUUAUCCAGCCUAUGAGUCACCCUGUGGUUUGGAGAGUACACAUGUGGUUGUCUGUGUAAGAUUUUCCCUCUGCUUGUGCCCAGCCUCAGAGCAUUCAAUGUACUGUGUCAUUUCCCCUUCUCUUGCAUGUUGAAGUCUUGUUGUAAAUAUUGUACUUUAUGUAAUUUAUCAAAAGUCUUGACAGAUUGUGUUGUUGUGUAGAGAACAAUGAAGUCGAAAUUCAGCUUUUCCUGUUGUUGAUAUCAGGGUUUUUUUUUAUUCUUCAGACUUCAUGGCUACAGAGUUGUUCACAUACUUUUCAUUAAAGAUUUUUGUGUUUUGAAAA